CUUUAUUAUAUCUCGUUUCGUUAUCACUAUCUACUUCUAUAUACUAUCUUUUCGUAAAAAGAAGCUUAUCUAACUCUAUUCUAAAUAUCGAUAUUUCUCUUGGCUAGACAAAAGUAUUAUAUAAUAAGCUCGAUAGAUGGUAAGAGGUAAAAUCCUUCAAGAUUGACGACCAAGUUCAUUUCCUUUUUUGCAACCUUUUCAGAGGAAGAUGUGGAUCUCUCAUCUAUAUCGUCAAUCUGGACCUCUUCGUAGGUUGAAUAAUUUCGCUUGGCAUCAAGUUUUACGCCUGUUUACCGAAUUAAAGAUUUACCUUUAUUCUAUCACUGCUGCCUCAAGUCAAGUAGUAAGUAGUAGUAUCGCCAAUUUCGGUCUAAUGAUCAUCAAAGAGAUGGGUUAUGAAGGUGUAAAGACUAACCUUCUAAGCGCUGGUCCAUUAGCACUUUCCGUUUUCAUCAUGUUAAUCUGUGCAGUUUUGGUAGAUCGAAAAGGGAUGAGAUCUUUAUUGCUUUUGCCGUGUUUGUCGUUGAUCACCAUUGGCCAAUUUUUGAUCUUUUUCGAUAUUCAUUCGAAAAGCGUUACUUAUGGUGCUAUGUAUCUAAUCGCCGGCUUCAGUGGUCCUUGUAAUACCUUAAUAACAGUAUGGUGCGCCGGAAAUAUCGGACCGCAAUACACAAAGAUGGCGACUUUGGCUCUUUGUCUAUUGAGCCACACGUCUGUAACGUUAAUCAGUGUUGAUCUGUAUCCUCCAACUGAUGCCCUUUUGUUUUGGCAUGCUCAUUUAGCGGGAUUGAUUUAUAUUGUCAUCGCAAUUGUUUCUGCUUCUUUGUUGACGUUGGUAUUGUGAUUUGAGAAUCAUAAGAGAGCCUUUUGGCUGGAAUAUCGUACGGUCCCAAGCAAAGAACAUUUUCCGAUUUAGUAAACGAUUUACCUUUGAUCGAGACUGAAGGAGAUCAAGCCUCAACCGGAUCAAGUCAAACUGAUGGCACUU
Molecule: messenger RNA, 988 nt
Organism: Meira miltonrushii
Lineage: Eukaryota; Fungi; Basidiomycota; Exobasidiomycetes; Exobasidiales; Brachybasidiaceae
Exons: 1
Coding region: 209-844 (211 amino acids)
Cellular component (GO): membrane
Molecular function (GO): transmembrane transporter activity
Source: RefSeq, a predicted model, not a curated record